GUGUACUUCAUAUUACGUAGUUUUUCGCGAAAUACCUUUUUGUCAACACAAAUGCUGCUUCGGAGUUAAUAAUUGCGAUACAUUUAUAUUUAGUGAUUUCACAUCGGACGUUUCAUUAGGCGACUAACAAACGUGAGUAACCGCGUCAUUUCCGGUGUCUCGCAAAAGUGAAGACAAAAAGUACGCUAUAGUAUUUUUUGUCGUCUUUUUUCGGGUUUUGUUUUGACAUGUGUGUAGGCUGCCAUAUUGGAUUACUGCAUCCGUCUUAAACGAGGCACACAUUUCCACAGAAAACGUUUUAGGAGUUAGGGAGCAUGGAAGGUGAAUCAUCAACCGUGUGGAGCAGCUAAGGUCGGGCUGUUGUCGCCUCAUGGCGCGCGCUGGCACACAACGCUGGAGGAAUCCUGCUCCAGAAGGUGACGAUGUGCAACGAUCGAUUGAGCUGCUGGACAAAGUGCUCUCAGAAUACGACGAGCACGAAACCGAGGAGGAAGGUGGCGGCGGAGGCGUCGGACUUGGCGAUUGCGGCAGCAGUACGGAACCUAGUAUCGGCCUCACGCCAGACGACGAGAGCCCCUCCUUAGGGCAUCAGUCAGAGGACGACGGAUAUAUGAGUAUGAAUGGACGGAAAACGAAGAUGGCGUUAGUAGCACUACGUCCGGUUCCAGACUGUCCUGAACCACAGGAGUCUGCAGGAGUUACCGCCCCCGAGUUUCCUCCGCCACCGGAAGAGGCCGAACGCAUUAUCUCAACGCUUCUCCCUAUGGUUUCUCCAGGAAACUCGUCAAAGAGAAGUGCUCAAUCGUCUGGUCGUCGAAGUGGUCGACAGCAAUGGAUGGCUGCAAUGGAAGAAUGCAAUCGGCACGGACAAGCUGUAACCACGCAAACCACCCUACCAAAAACUAGACACCAACGUCCAUAUGGUUGGGAGAACGGAAGUGUGGAACCGUUCCGACUGGCGGAUCCCCCAAGUCCUCCAAGCAAAUUUGCUAGUCUCCCCUUCAAUGGCAAAGUCUCCUUCAACUGGAUUCCCCCGAGGACGAAUCCAAAGGCGAUAGAGAAGCACCGAGAAGUCAGGCGUCGUUCUUCAGAAGAAGGUCUCGACCGGAAGCACCCGAGUCCCGAGAAAGACCGAUCAACCCACCUUCGCAAACAGAGACAAAAUGAAAUAAUGAAGUCGAGUAGCGUUGAGGACAGGCUCUUAAUGAAUCACAACGGCUCAGAUUCAUCAUCUUCCAGAAGAAGGAACAACUCCGACUCGAGUGAAGGCCGUUUCUCCAGGAACUCGGAGUCUGAACGAUCUUCCAUUCCUCGUUCCAGUUCCGUUAGUGUCGAGAGGUUCUCCAUGAGAGCAAAUUGCGACUCCUCAGAUUUCUCCAGAGCAAACUCCACCUCCAAUGAGAGGUUCCACUCGGACUUUUCGAUAGCGGUCGCGAGUGCUAGUUCGAAUGACCACGACAUCGACGAUGUAGAUAUUGCCAACUCAGAUCCUUUCAACAUCAGGAAUCUCGAUUUUGCUUCCUUCUCUCUACCCCGAGCCGAAUCGGCCGAGAGGUUCUCGACUCAGACGUCCGACAGGUGCUCGGAGGAACGAUACUCGGACAGGUUCUCGACGAGGAACUCGGACUUUUCGACGAGAAACUCGACUGAUUUCAGGACCCAGUCGGAGGAGGAACACUUCUCGGACGACUCGCUCGAGGAGUUGCUUCCACCGCCGCCUCCAAUUAGCAAAAGGCACUCGAUUGCUUGGGAAGUGUCGCUGGAGGAGGAUCCUCUUUAUGCACCGGGAAGUACCAAAGUUGUGGGCAGAAGACGACGAAAAAGUAGCGACGUCUCUAGUGUUGGGUCAGCAUCCAAGCUCCGAGACUUUGACGACUGGCAAGACCCUCGAGUUUCAACAACAGACGACGACCUGAUAUCUCCAUAUUCCGAUUCCUCAACGACUGAUCUCGAUCAAAUACGGCCUCAGGAUCUCUCGAAGAACGGAACUUACGUGAUUCGCAAAGGGCGAAAGAAGGAGAGGAAGAAUUUACCGAAUUCGCCGACGAGAACGAAGACCCUGUCAUUUGACGAUCACGACGAGAAUCGCCUUUCGGAGACAAAGCGCUAUUCCAGUACCUUCGACAACAUCACGAGUCUCCUGAAAGAGGGCAGACUCGAGGGUCUAAACGACCCCCCAUCCGAUUUCACACCACCAGUGCCACCGGAUUUAGUUCGCGUAGUUUCCCUUCCGGCCAUAAACAACGAGACAGGAAGCAAAAGCCAACUCGAAAUUACGGUCGAGGAAGAAGAGAAUUCCGAUCUGUCCGACAAGGAGAAGGAGAUAAAGAAUUUGAAUAAAAUUUCCCCUCGCUUGCAUGUCGACGAUGUUGAUGCUUGUGUUUUCCCAGACAGGGGAAAAGAGUGCAACGGUGGCCCUAUCUCAAUGUCCAUCUCGAAAAGUUUGGAUGCUAAAAUCGCCGUCAACCUCUUCCUCGAGAACAUCCCACCAAGGAAAUCGUCAAACGAACGUCGUUUGGACUCCAAGAUUCCGCUAAAUCUUCUCAUUGAGGAUCAGAUUGUAAAGAAGGCCCUCAACGAAAAUCGUCGACAGUUGGAAAGAGUAAGCGACGCGAUUAAGGAAAUUGAGAGCGUGAAGAACAGCGAGUCUUACAUUGAUAGCAAAAGGUGGAGGAAUGGAGAUGUUAGGUCUAGUUCCAAGAGAAACAGUUAUGAGAAUGAUCAGGAUAAGAGGAUUCCGGAAAAUCCAUUUGAUAAUCGUCCCAAGAAACAACAUAGUUCCGACUCUGAAAACUCGAAGACGUCCAGCUCUGAUAUCGAUUUCGAUCGGAGAAAACUCAACGGGACGGAGGUUUAUUCCUCUGGAAGGAGAUCUAGACAAAAUGGAAUCGAGAGCCAUAAUAAAAACGAUCAGAAGCAGAUUGAGAAUGUUAUCGACGCCAUUCUCGAGGAUUCGAAAAAUCCGGAAUUCCAGGUUAGCGUCGAGGUUCUCGAAUUCCCGCCUCUGCCACCUUCGCCGGUUGAAGAAGCUGACGAGGAAAGUUCUGACGUUGGCAACAGUGCCGUGAUUUCAACGAAAUCAAAAACUCAUAAUAAUCGAACGGUUGAUUACAGACCGCGAGUACCUCCUCAUCGUGGCCUUAGUACCGAAUCCAGGGAUCUUCAAAAUUCUCUAAACACUAGGUCUAUGGACGCCGGAUAUUCAAGAAGCCGGCGAACACCCACUGCCAGCAAUUCGAGACGAGAGAUUCCUGUGGAGAGAAGAACUUUACCGACGGAUUUGCCGGGUCCGUCGCGAAGAAGACCUUUCACCAAGAGGCACUCCCCUUCGACGGAAGCUUGCUCAUCGAGCGGAAGUGGUGGAGGAGUAAUUGGCAACGUGGCCACGAGCUCUGGGAUGCAAACGUCCUGCUCCCUUCCUGAAACUCCAGUUUUCGCGAGAGGUAGCGACAUUCCUCGGACACCCCAGCAUGGUGGAAAUCCGACGCAACCCCGUCGGCAACCUGGAUGGUACGCUCCUACUACAGUGACCACUGGGUAUCGAAGAAACAAUCCUGGACUGGAGCAGGCAAUAAUAGGAACGGAAUUGCUGCGAUUGGCAGGGGGUCCAAACAGAGGCUGGUAUCCAACCAGGAAAGCGAAUCAACCUCGACCCGCAUCAAUCGAACACCUGGAGCGCCUCAACAGUGCUUACGAUGCGAGACUCCCUGGUGCCGGUGACCAGAGAAAGCCCCAAACUCUUCCCACCAACAUCACACCCAACAAGUACUUCGGCCAAAGUAAGCACAGCUCCACCUCCAGUACACGCGAGGCGCUACGGAGGGUCACUAGCUUGCUCAUCAAGAAAGGAGGCGGAAGUAAAGAUGGAAAGGGAGGGAAGGAUAAUGUUUCACCUUCCGGUCCAUAUCCGGUCGAUGUCAGCGACGCCCCUAAGAAAAAAGGAUUCUUCAAGAAUUUUUGGAAGAGGUCACGUCACUAUUCUCUGGAAAACCAAUAGCCCAGGUGCGCCAGGGUAACCAAUCGCCAACGACAGCGUCAAGAAAAUCACCAACAAAACCACAUCGCCACCACAACUCUUUCAAGUAACCCUUGCUGCUGUAUUGUUCAGUAACAUUGUGGGCUUUGGAACACUAAAACGGAAGACAAUCCUUUUUGAAACUGCUGCAAGCCUAGAGGUGAGAAUCGUUUAACGAACUUCAAAUGACAUCCACGAAGUCAAAGACGGGACGGAGGAAAAACCGCCAUCAUUCGAAUCUUCAUCUCUCCUGCCUUUUGGUAACAAAAAAAAAGCGAACUAAGAAAUAGAGAAAAAAACACUUAAUACGCAUGAUUGUCGUAGACGAAUGUGAGAGCGAGAGAGAAAGCCUGUUCUUUUUUUGUCGAGCCGUUUCAGCACGGGGUAGUAAAGUGUUUUUUGCGAUUUUCGACAAAGAUAAAUAUACGUGUAUAAUAAUGUUGUCGUGACGUUGGUAGACUCUGGUUUUACGAAUAUGUGUUUAACGUUUGCACAGACCAUGUAAAAGUACGCAAUGUGAUUCAGAAACGUUCUAGCGAGUUCGAAUUAAAAGCCUAGGUCAAUAAUAACGCCGAUUAAUGCCGGUUUUCUCUAAAAACGAAAAAAAAAUUUAGAGAGCGGCCUAAUAUCGCCCCUAUUCUAAACAAAUUUUAUACCUAUUUUUUAUUAAUCACUAAAAUCUCGAUUAAGAUUUUAUAUAACUUUUACUUUUCAAGCAGGAAAUGCAGUUACUCUUUGUAAAUACAUUAGUUUUAAAUUAAUUCCCAAUCAUUCAAUGAAAAAUAUUUAUUUAUAAAUUCUUCUUUUCUUAUCAGUGCCAAAUUUUAGACUAUUUAUCGGCAAUAUAUUUUUUUGUCUAAUUAUUUAUGUGUAGCAAAACGUGUCAUGGACGACAUUAGGCUGAAAUUGCACCGAGCUUAGAAUUGUUUUAAAACGAAAAGGAAUAAUCUUGGUGAGGGAAGAUUUUCAGUUUGGGAAGGACGUUCUAUCGAUUAUGAUCGAAAAAAAAUGACGUACAUAUUUUACUCGGUUCUACACAUCGUAUAGGGCUUCGUAGUUAAAAAGUUUUUGAAUGAGAAAUUAUUAAUGAAAUUUAAUUAAAUUAAUAAUUUCGGACUGAAAUUUCCGGAGAGGUUUUUCUCAGAACGUUUCACGAAACGUCCUAGAGGACACCGUAAAACUGCGAUAAUCGUCCUUAUUAUUAGGGUAAUGAAUAUCGCCACGAACGUCGAAUUAUUCUUUAUGAAUGAUUACUUUUUAAAAAGAGUAUUUGAGAAUAGGUCACUUUAACGUGUAGAUGAUUUGCAACGUGUGAAAUAUAAAAUUUGAAAGAGACUGCGAUCGUGUGAGUGAUUUGUAGACAGAGAUGUUAUUAUUGAAUUACGAUUGCAAGUUCAUAGAAUCAUUAACAUGUUGCAAUGUUACUAAUAAUGCGACGACACGCCCAGUAACGAUAACAAUAUUCUUAAUAACAUUAAUAAGGAUAAUAUAUGAUUAAUUGAGAUUUUUGCUGAUAAUAUAAUGAAAUACGAUAAACAAUCACGGUAAUGCGAUUAUUAUAUUUAAUAUAAUUUUUAAAUUAUAAUAAAGUAA
This is a messenger RNA of Belonocnema kinseyi, 5608 nucleotides long. RefSeq lists its product as uncharacterized. Lineage: Eukaryota; Metazoa; Arthropoda; Insecta; Hymenoptera; Cynipidae. Bases 371 to 3997 code for a protein of 1208 amino acids. The record is from RefSeq and is a predicted model, not a curated record. The transcript has 14 exons.